Messenger RNA from Glycine soja, 1380 nucleotides. RefSeq lists its product as uncharacterized. The transcript has a single exon. The record is from RefSeq and is a predicted model, not a curated record. Bases 190 to 1320 code for a protein of 376 amino acids. NCBI's taxonomy places the organism in Eukaryota, Viridiplantae, Streptophyta, Magnoliopsida, Fabales, Fabaceae.
CAUUCUACCCUUUCAAUUUCAAUGCUCAUUUAAAUUUUCAAAGUAAUAUUAAGCCUAUUAUUAAUUUCUUUAGAGUUGAUAUAGUAUAAUCCAAAAUUCAAAAUUUAAACAAAUAAAAGGUUUCUUCUCAUGUUUAGCACCCAACUUCCAAGUUAAUUAGAACAAGAAGAACAAUCAAAGACAUUCUCAAUGAAGUCCUUUCUGACCAGUGUCAAGUCCUUCAUCUCAAACCAUUUUCUUCGCUUCACCCAAAGAGACACACUUCUAAUCCUCGAUCGCUUUCACUGGAAGGACAAAAUCUGCGGCCAUCACUUAUUUCUGCUAGAUGUCAAAAGAAAAAAACUCAAACAACUUCAUGUUCCAAAAGUCACAGACUCUGACAUGGGUUUCAAGAUGGUGUGUUCAUGUAACGGUUUACUUUGUGUCAUUCACUAUUCUUUGGACCAAAACUCCACCAUUUUUCUUUGGAACCCAACCACAACACAAACCAUGCGAAUCAUGGAACCAGAAAAUGCUUUGCUUCCUUACAAGGUGCCACCACAUUGUCUCCUAGGCUUCUAUCUCAACACAAGUGACAGUGAUUAUCAAGUGGUAAGGCUUCACUCUUUUAGGGACACAAACAAUGCAUGUUUUGGGGAUUAUUUCACCAAAAUUUGCGCUGUUCGAGUUGAAAAGUAUUCUCUACGUAGAGGGUCGUGGCGAGAAAUCAAAUAUAGUAAUAAUCAAUGUGUAACUGUGAAUGGAUGCUUGUUUUGGACUGAGAACAGUGUGACAUUGGAGGAAACUUUGUUUUGGGUGGCUAUGGAGGUGAAUGACAAAUUUAGUAACGAAAUGAUUAUUUCUUUCAACACACAUAACAAUGUUAUUAGCAAGAUUGAAUUGCCCCCUUUGGUUAAGGAUUGUAAUGAGGUGCAUAAGAAACUUGCAGUGUACAAGGAUUCAGUUGCAGUUAUUAUUUGUUCAGAAACUGAAACUAUGGCACAAUGCUUAGAUUUGUGGGUUUUUUAUGAUAAGUACGAAGGUGUAGAGUGUUGGUGUAAGUUACACACAAUAGGAAUGUUUUCAAGAUUGGAGCGUCCUGUAGGUGUUUUGAAAAAUGAAAUUCUUAUCUCAACAGAUAGAGUGAUACAUAGUGUUGGUGGAACCAUAGCUUUGCUUCCUGAAGAUGAUCUUGGAGCUGAGUUUUCAUAUAACGUCUUCAAUUAUGUUGAGAACUUCAGAACUUCAUAUGGUGGAAAUUUGGAUGUGGAGGAAGCUGAUCCCCUUGAAAGAAAAGGAGUCUCGUUACAUGAUUUGUUCUUCAGCAGCGUCAAUAUAUAAGUCUCAUAAGAUAAGCAUCGAAGAUAAUGUGUAGUGAAGAUUGAAGAAUUAAAAGGCUUA